GUUAAGUGAACUUGACAAUUAAAUUAACUUAUUUUUUUAAUUAUAACAAUGGGUUUCCUCAAUUUUUUUAAGUUAAGUCAACUUAUCACUUUUUACAGUGUAAAAUGUAAUAGCCUACAAAGUGAAAUUAUUUCAAUUACUUUACUAAAGUAAUGUAACUGAUACAUUUGAUUACUUUUUGAUUACUUUUCUAAAUUUCUAAUGUUGUCAACUCAUUUUCAAACAUGUAAACCAGGCAGGGUUAACCUUACAGUAGGCUACUCAACACUGAUUAGUGUCAUUUUCAAAAUCCCUCAUCACUUUAAUUAAGAUUAUAAUAAUUUAAUUUUAAAGCAGCUACCACAAAAUAGGACUUACUUUGAGACCAUUUUUAGGUUAAAUACAGAUAUAAAACCAUAACAAAAAAAAUAGUUUAGUAGCUAUGAUACUGUUUUUGAAAUCAAAUCUUUGCAUAGUUAUGACAGGAAACAACUGGCAUCUAACAAUGCCUUGGGGAAAAAAAAUGUUAAUCUUAAAAAAUAAAGCAUAUGCAUAAAUCCAAAUAGUAAAUAAAAUAGUUCGGCCUAUCGAAUAAGCAUGUGUCCUCCUGAAACAUUGGUGUCUCAUUAGAACAGUCACUGCAAUUUAUGAAAGAAAUCAAUUAAAUCUGUAUGUGGGUGUGUGUAAGAAAAUUUGUAUUUUUUUUUUAGAUGUAAGCCCCUUUGUAAUCGUUAACAUUUUCAUAAGUAACUGUAAUUUAAUUAGCCUACACAUUUUUAUCAGUAACUGUAACUGAUUACAAUAACAUAAUUUAGUUACAUGUAACUAGUUACUCCCCAACACUGCUCGUCAAUGUCAAAAUUAUUGAAAUGGCCAAUCAAAUUUAAACAGGAUUUACGAAUUUCAGAAAAAGAGCACGAAUUUCAGUGCGAGCGUUUACCGCGUGAACGUGCCAGUUUAGAAAGAGAGCCAGUUAUGAAGUAGAGAAGCAUUUAAUAUUUGACAACUUUUUUAUGACAGAAAUGUUAAAUAUGGAGUCAUUUAUUAAUGAUUCAUAAUUCCUAACAUAAUGUGAUGAGACGAAACGUUUUACGUUUUUGACAUAGGCUACUGUAUAAAUAAAUGUGAAUGUGUGCAUAUUUUAAAAUAUUGUUUGCAAAUAGUACAAAAAUUAUUACUUCCCAACUUGAAUUGUUCCAAGAAUUUCCUUCAUUGUUCUGUUUCUUUAUACUUUAUAAAAACUAAUGGUCCCCCGAUGGUCAAGACAGUUUUGGCUGUGAUUUAAUUCAGUGUACAUCUAUGGCACAUAUAGUUCCUAUACCUAACCUUACUUUACCAAUUGUAGCCUAUAUAUUUUUUUAAACUAGACAAUGUUGUCAUGGUCAGCAAUUUAAUCAUUUCCAGCAAAUAACACUUUGAUCACAAGUGGGUGGUUCCUUUACCAUUCCUCAUACAUCAUCCCUGCAGAUGUCUGACAUGAUCCACAUUUCCAACCUGGGAAGUUCCCCUUGGUCUCAUUUUGACAUGAUUCACUCUCAUUCAGCAUGUUUGCACCAGUGGGGAUUUAUUUAAGACUGCAAGGGAAGCUCGCUUCCCCUAUAAUGUCAAAAAAUUAAUGGUCAAAUAUGUACUAUUGUGUUAACAUUUUAUUGACUAAAAAUGCGUUAGAACACGUUCAUCUCGAAGACGAGUUCGUUCAGAAUCAGCUACAUAUAGCAGGUCGAUUUCCUUCUCAUACACUCCCGUAGCUUCAGUGUAUUUCUCUGCUGAAGCCCAGCGUCCAUUGACUUCAAUGGAGCUGCUUUGAACAGUUUUUUUUCAGUGCCUCGAAACUAGACGGUCAUUGGAUAAAUGCUGCGAUUAUGUCCCGCCCCCGGACGCUCAGCGUCUCUGGAGGUGAAUGGAGGAGUGGGCUGGCCUGGACUCCGGGCUUCUGCGUGAUGAUUGGACGGACGGAGCACUAUAAAGAUCCCAGUCAGACUGAGCAGAACAUCAUCCGGUCAACAUGGAGCUCACAGCUGUGGUAUUGUUGGUGAUUGCUGCGCACGCUUUAGCAAAACCUAUUGCAACUGAGGAGAAAGACAAGUUGUUAUUAGCUGAGAAAUAUCUUCGAAGGUACUAUGGCAUGCCAGCUGGUCUCCAGGGAAAAGGAAAAGCGUCUGAUCUCAUGCACCAGAAGAUUCGAGAGAUGCAAGCGUUCUUCAAGUUGGAAGUGACGGGAAAGUUGGACGACAGCACCUUGGAGGUGAUGGAAAUGGCUCGCUGUGGAGUUCCAGAUGUGGCUGAAUAUAACCACUUCCCCCGAGACCUCAAAUGGACAACCACAGAUGUGACCUUCAGGAUUCUGAACUACACUCCUGACCUGAAGAAGGCGGAUGUGGACAAAGCCGUUCGAGAGGCUUUUAACGUCUGGAGCAAGGUGACACCACUGAGGUUUAAGAAACUGCAUGAGGGAAAUGCUGAUAUCAUGAUCACCUUUGGAGCAAAAGAGCAUGGAGACUUCAACCCAUUUGAUGGACCUGAGGGGCUUCUUGCUCAUGCCUAUCCACCUGGAAACGGCAUUGGUGGAGAUACACACUUUGAUGAGGAUGAAACAUGGACCAAAGACUUUCACGCAUUCAAUCUCUACUUGGUUGCGGCCCAUGAGUUCGGUCAUGCUAUCGGUAUGGCCCACUCCUCUGACCCAGGGUCACUGAUGUACCCGGUGUAUUCCUACGACAGGGGUUACCCUCUAUCUGAGGAUGACAUUAAGGGAAUCCAGUCUCUCUAUGGUGAAAACCCAGACCACAGUAGAGUCAAGCCUAAACCAGACGCUCCAACCAAGUGUGACCCUGAACUGAGUUUUGAUGCCAUCACUGAACUCCGUGGAGAGACAAUCAUUUUCAAAGACAGGUUUUACUGGCGACUACAUCCACAAAGGUCUGAGCCUGAACAAACUCUCAUUAAAAAUACCUGGCCUGAAUUACCAAACCAAGUAGAUGCUGCCUACGAGAACCCAGAGAAAGAUAUUGUCAUCAUAUUCAGUGGUAUCAGAAUGUGGGCUCUCAAUGGCUACAAUCUGGUAGACGGCUAUCCAAAAUACAUCCACAAACUUGGUCUCCCGAAGACUGUCCGCAAAAUAGAUGCAGCAGUUAACAUCCGAGACACGGGCAAGACUCUACUUUUCGCAGAUGAAAAAUACUGGAGUUAUGAUGAGGAGAAAGGCACCAUGGACAGUGGAUACCCACGAUCCAUUGAGAAAGACUUUCCUGGAAUUGGAGAUGAAGUGGAUGCUGCUGCAUAUCAUUAUGGAUAUUUGUACUUCUAUCACGAGCACGUGCAGUUUGAGUACAGUUACAGCUCUCGGAAAGUCAUGCGCAUCAUGAGGGCCAACUCCAUCCUCAACUGUUGAGCGCUUAUAAUGUGGCUGUGCCAUAAACUGUCAAUCAUUAUCAACUGCUGUGAAAAUUAGCAUUCAUUUUUAUCAUUUUUUCACUACUGAGCUGGUAAAUCAGUAGAAAUUCUCCAUUCUUUUAAAAUGUAUUUAUAGGCCAUGAUUCAGGGAUCAUGUCUGGGGUAUUUUGGUCAAAUUAAUUUCUGUAUGAUUCUGUAUAUGCAUCCAAUGGGAAGCAAAGAAAUAUAUAUUGAUUGAACUGAAAACUGUAAAUGUGUUAUGACCUCUCCAAUACUACUGUUAAAAAA
Onychostoma macrolepis is the source of this 3660-nucleotide messenger RNA. It is a transcript of the gene mmp13b, whose product is annotated as matrix metallopeptidase 13b. Gene Ontology annotation, cellular component: extracellular matrix. Lineage: Eukaryota; Metazoa; Chordata; Actinopteri; Cypriniformes; Cyprinidae. Gene Ontology annotation, molecular function: zinc ion binding; metalloendopeptidase activity. The transcript is spliced from 11 exons. The record is from RefSeq and is a predicted model, not a curated record. Gene Ontology annotation, biological process: collagen catabolic process; extracellular matrix organization; proteolysis. The coding region runs from base 1985 to 3370 and encodes 461 amino acids.